Molecule: messenger RNA, 1509 nt
Organism: Aspergillus costaricaensis CBS 115574
Lineage: Eukaryota; Fungi; Ascomycota; Eurotiomycetes; Eurotiales; Aspergillaceae
Product: DUF409 domain protein
Exons: 4
Coding region: 1-1356 (451 amino acids)
Biological process (GO): GPI anchor biosynthetic process
Cellular component (GO): mannosyltransferase complex; endoplasmic reticulum membrane
Molecular function (GO): alpha-1,6-mannosyltransferase activity; GPI mannosyltransferase activity
Source: RefSeq, a predicted model, not a curated record
AUGUCGUGGCUUACACGAAGCUCCUUCCGUCAUCCCUAUCGGUCUUUAUUCUCCGUCUUUCUCCUCUGGAAGGCCUCAUUGCUUCUCCUGGCCAUCUUGACUCCCGGUCCCGGGUAUGAUACCUCCACGACCUUAUUUCCAUGGCACAAGAACACAAAUGAAACAGAAGGAAUCAUCCCAUCCACCUUGAGGCGGAUAUCUACCAAGUUGACAAGAUGGGAUUCCAUUUACUUUACUGAAGCGGCCAGACGAGGCCAUCUCUUGGAGCAAGAAUGGGCAUUCAGUUAUGCGUUCUCCAAAUUCAUUAAUCUAUUGGCCAGUGGCUUUACAAACAUUGGGGCUAUCCCCUAUGAAUUCAAGUAUAGUGCACUUGGUAUUGCCAUUUCCCACGCAGCUCAUGCCAUCUCGGUGGUAGUUCUCUAUCGUUUGGCAUGCACUCUAUUCCCUGGAGCGCAAGGACGCAAGCUAGCUUUUAUCGCAGCAUGCCUGCACAUUAUCUCGCCUGCUGGACUUUUCCUAUCUGCUCCCUGCACGGAGAGCACGUAUUCUCUCUUAAGCUUCACGGGCACUCUUCUCUUUGCUCAAAGUUUUGGUGCUCGCGGCGUCUCCACCAGCAUCAAAGAUAGCCUCCUAGUGCUUGCGGGUAUCCUGUACGGCUUAUCCACCGCUGUUCGUGGAAAUGGUCUGCUCAAUGGCAUCGUUCUUUUCGAAGAAGCAUGUCGAAUCUUGCAUUCGUUGACGCAGGGCUUCAGCUAUGCCAAGUUUCGUCGCCUGGUUGCGGUCGGUCUUGGAGGUAUCUGCACAGGGCUCGGGUUUGUGUUGCCGCAAUAUAUAGCCUACCAGCACUUCUGUGCCACCCACAAAGACCCGUCAAGAGAAUGGUGUCAUCGAACUAUACCCAGUAUAUACAGCUUUGUUCAAGACCAUUACUGGGACAAUGGCUUUCUUCGAUAUUGGACUCUUUCCAACGUGCCAUUAUUUGCACUGGCUAGUCCAAUGUUGGUCAUCUUGGUGUACUCUGCCAUCUGGACGCUCAGGCCAGGGUCCCCGACCGGCCAACUGACAGGUCGUCUAAUGCGUAGCCUGGCAGCUCCUCAGAUUACCCUUGCCGUCAUGGUGUUUUUCUGCAAUCAUGUGCAGAUCAUCACACGAUUGGCCUCUGGUUACCCAGUGUGGUAUAUAUGGACAGCAACUUUGAUCAUGAACAGGUACACUGGUCCUUCAACUGCAUCGAAGCGGCAGCUGGAGGAGAAGACCAAUGACCGAAAUAGUUAUUGGCAGAUAAUUGUUCAGUACAUGGUGAUAUACGCUGCUGUGCAGGGCGUGCUUUUUGCAGCGUUUCUUCCUCCGGCCUAGACCAGCACAGGCGACGACGUUGUAUAUGACUAAUAUAAGUAUAUAGAAACCUGUGGUCGGAGGCCGACUAUAUAACAUCAAUGUCGGCUCUCGACUACUUUCUGGACAAACUACCAUAACCCCAACCUCCACUACAGCAGCAUGUGCAUGAUG